AACAACACAGUUGCCAGUGUGUUGUUAAGCCGCCGCUGAGGGCAGGUGUGCGGGUAGUAGCCUGAGGAAAUCUUCUAAUAAAUUGCUUUAUAGAAAUAUACAAGAAUUGUCUGACGGCGUUAUAUGUUUAAAGAUGUCAAGUAAAAUUCUACAGAUGACUAUAAGUGCUCAAUCAAAACCUGUGCACACAGCAUCUAUUAUAUUUAUGCAUGGAUCAGGUGGCACAGGUCCUAUGUCAAAGGAAGGUAUCAAGAUAACUUUAGGUAAACGCUUGACGUUCCCACAUAUUCGCAUCUUGUAUCCGACUUCACCACUGAGACCAUACACCCCAUCAAAUGGUUACCUACAACACGUCUGGUUUAAUAGACACAGUAUCUCACUGGAAGCGCCAGAAGACUUAACAACUAUUGAGCCCAUGGCUGAGGAAAUUAACAACCUUAUAGACCAAGAAAUUCAACAAGGAAUUGAUGUUAAGAGAAUUAUCUUAGGAGGAUUUUCCAUGGGAUCAAGCUUGGCAAUGCAGAUGGGAUAUCGCUUCCGUAAAGAUAUAGGAGGAGUGUUUGUGUUGUCAUCCUUCCUGAACCAGCACUCUAAGGUGUAUGAGGCCCUGGAAUCUUCACCAGAUGAUAGUCGCCCUCCAUUGUUUAUGUGUCAUGGAGAGAAGGAUGAUGUAGUCCCUUAUGUUUGGGGUGAACACACCUUCAAGGAGCUACAAAGGCGUGGGGUGCCGGGGGAGUUUAAAUCCUUCCUUAACUUGUACCAUGCAGUAAAUAAAGAGGAAUUGAUUAUGUUACAAGAGUGGAUUUUGCAACAACUUCCACCUCUUCAAAAUUAGAGUUAAUUGAAUGAAAUGCAAAACAAGUUAGCCGUAUGUAUUGUAUUAUUUGAAUUCACUUCAGUACAUCACCAUACUAUUACAAAUAUAUGCUGUUGACUGCAUCCUGAAACACGUUAAUUGUCAUGAAAAUUUCCUAUCUUCAAGAUUUUUUUCCCUCGUUAUUUAGUAAAGCGCGUGAUAACAACUAUUAUAAUACAGUGCUGUACUUGUAUAUUGUGAAAUGUAUCACCAGAUAAUAAUUUAUGUACAAGUUUGUUAGUAAUUAUAGCUGAUGUAUUGAUAAGAGGAUUCAUCUGUUUCAUUUAGUAAUAAUAAUAAUAAUAAUAAUAAUUAACGGUUUAUUGAAAGAGCUUGGCAGCCAGAAGGCUGAAAAUAUACAGUUACAUAUUUGGGGAAUGGGUUUCGAAUUACAAAUAAUAUACAAGUAACAUAAGUGACACAAAUAAGACAUAUAAUAACUAGAUGGGGAAAAGCUCAAACUACAGUUCAUUUCAACAUAGUGACAACUGAUAGAACUACUACAGGUGAUCAUGGCCAACCUACGUAAGUGUGGUAAAUGGUUGUAAAAUGAUGGUGGUGAUUUUAAAUGUUGAAGGGAAUAAUGUAAUUUUCUAAUUUAUUAUUUUUAUUUUUGAAAGAGUAAAAGUUAAAUACUUAGUACAGUACUUGUGAUAUCCUUAUCAAAAACUCAUGUACAAUUUAAUCAUCUCAUUAAUUCUGUAUAUAAUGAGUACAGUACAACACACUUACACAGUUCUAAUGUCUACUCUACUUGUACAGAAUAUGGUGUAAGAGGUUACUAUUGUAAGAUGAAAGGUAGUAAAAGAUAUUAUCCUGUCACAUAAUUUAUUUUUUAAACAGUAAAGGUGUUAUACAGGUACAGUA
Messenger RNA from Homarus americanus (American lobster), 1723 nucleotides. RefSeq names its product lysophospholipase-like protein 1. The transcript has 5 exons. Gene Ontology annotation, biological process: protein depalmitoylation. The coding region runs from base 134 to 835 and encodes 233 amino acids. Lineage: Eukaryota; Metazoa; Arthropoda; Malacostraca; Decapoda; Nephropidae. The record is from RefSeq and is a predicted model, not a curated record. Gene Ontology annotation, cellular component: cytoplasm. Gene Ontology annotation, molecular function: carboxylic ester hydrolase activity; palmitoyl-(protein) hydrolase activity.